This is a messenger RNA of Amaranthus tricolor (Joseph's coat), 1092 nucleotides long. RefSeq names its product callose synthase 3-like. Lineage: Eukaryota; Viridiplantae; Streptophyta; Magnoliopsida; Caryophyllales; Amaranthaceae. Bases 287 to 853 code for a protein of 188 amino acids. Gene Ontology annotation, cellular component: multivesicular body. The record is from RefSeq and is a predicted model, not a curated record. The transcript is spliced from 6 exons. Gene Ontology annotation, biological process: late endosome to vacuole transport via multivesicular body sorting pathway.
UUCUUCCACCAUAGUCCAAUACCAUUGCUUUAUUGCCUUCUUCCUUAAGCUAGUACCUUAAAAGUUUAAACUAUCUUUUCUUCUCUCUUCACACUUUUUUUCCUCCUUUUUUGGUUUUCACUUUCUCUCUCCUAGGGCAUACUUUCUGUGCUCUUUCUCUCUCCUCCUCCUCCAUUGCUGUUCGACUUCGAGCUCCGCCAUUUUUGUUUAUUAGCUUCAUGAUAGUUUAAUCUAUGAUUUAGUUUGAUUAAUUUACUCUGGGGUUUUGAAGUGAAUUUGGUUAAAUAUGUCGUCUUCUACAUCGAGAGUUGGAGGUUCCGACCAACCGCCAACAAGGCCGUUGAUGAGGACACAAACGGCGGGGAAUAUUGGAGAAACGGCAUUCGACAGUGAGAUAGUUCCGUCAUCUCUUGUUGAGAUUGCUCCCAUUCUUCGUGCUGCUAAUGAAGUUGAAAAGCAUAAUCCUAGGGUAGCUUAUAUGUGUAGGUUUUAUGCUUUUGAGAAAGCUCAUCGAUUGGAUCCAACUUCCAGUGGUCGUGGUGUCCGGCAAUUCAAAAUUGCACUUCUUCAAAGGCUAGAGAAGGAAAAUGAUCCAACAUUAAAGGGAAGAGUUGAAAAGAGUGAUGCACGCGAAAUGCGAAGUUUUUAUCUGCAUUACUACAAGAAAUAUAUUCAAGCUUUGGAAAAUGCAGCUGAUAAGGCUGACCGUGCUCAGCUCACUAAGGCGUAUCAGAUUGAUAAUGUGCUGUUUGAGGUAUUAAAAGCUGUGAACUGGACACAGUACAUGGAAGUUGACCGCGAGAUCUUAGAUACACACAAUAAAGUAGCGGAGAAACGUGGAAGCAAACUUUAAUGAAGCAAGCAUCUCAAUGCCUAAUGUCGAUCCUUAUAAUAAAGCAAGCACGUCAAUGCCUAAUCUUGACCUUUCAAAGCAAUGAAAAUGAUAAAGAAUAUGACGAAGAUAUUUGAAUUUUUCUUAACAAUGUUGUGUUGCUUAUUUAGUUGUAUUUCCUUUUUAUAUGCAAUAUCCUUUUUAUGUAUUGAUAUUAUCUAAUGUUAAUAAAAUUAUUUUAACUAUAUAUUUAUUUAAUA